Passer montanus (Eurasian tree sparrow) is the source of this 3064-nucleotide messenger RNA. RefSeq names its product brain enriched myelin associated protein 1 (gene BCAS1). The transcript has 13 exons. The record is from RefSeq and is a predicted model, not a curated record. Gene Ontology annotation, biological process: myelination. NCBI's taxonomy places the organism in Eukaryota, Metazoa, Chordata, Aves, Passeriformes, Passeridae. Bases 145 to 1893 code for a protein of 582 amino acids.
UUUGUGAGCACUCCCUGGCUGACUGUGGGCACAGCAGGGACAGGGAUAAGGACAGUGGCACAGCAGUCAGGGCUGGGUGAGCAGCACCUCACCUGGACCAGCUCCAGCUCCCAGAGGCUGUCCCGGCCCCUCUCCCCAGGAGCUAUGGGGAAUAACCUGAGUGUGCCAGAGGAAGCUGAGGAUGACAACACCUGCACAGUGAAGAGUUACCAGCCUCUCUCCGAGUCUCCUGACGGUGUCACCAAUGGAUCUGUGGUGUUUGUUCAGAGCCCUCCCCCGGCAGUGAAUGGUGAAGCGGAUGCCAGGGCGCCUGCAGGCCGGGAUAACGUUCCCGUUCCUUCGGCGGAGCCGGGCCCCGGUGCCCGGGCGGGCGGGCAGAGCGGCGGGAGCGCUGCCAGGAGGGCCCUGCCAGCUGCCAGGCCCCGCUCCCUGCUGGCCUUCCCCUGGGCUGUGCCAGCGCGUUCCGAGGAGCCGGCAGCGGCUGCAGCCCCCGGAGAGGCCACCCUUGGUGCCACCGGGCUGAACAAAGGCCCGAGUGAGGGCACGGAGGGGCCCGGGGCAGCUGUGCCACACGAGGACAGCCAUAAAAACCCCGGCCAGGCCCCGCCGCAGGACGCGGAGCUCACGGGAACACCUGAGGGACACGAUGUGGCCGCCCCAAAGGGCAGACAAGUGACGCUCCUGGACAGGAUCUUCAGGCUGGAGAAGGGCACGGGAAGGACGCGAGGGGACCCUGAGGAGGGAAGGAAGGGGCUGGACGUUCCCAACGGGAGCAUCGCGGCCGGCGCGCCCCACGGGGAACCGCUGCGCCAGGAGAUAGAUGAGUGCAGCCAAGAGGAGCCUGGGCAGGACUCUGCAGGUGAACAGGGCCCGGCUGCUGCAGCACCUGGGAGGGCACAGGCACAGCAGGACAGUCCCCAGGCAGCUGCAGGACAGGGCUCAGUCAUGAGCUUCCUCAAAACACUGGUCUCCCCAAGCAAAGCUGAAGCCAAAAGUGAUUCUGAAGACAAGGGCUCCAAGGCGGAGAAGGGCCCUGGGGGACAGCCUGGCCCGAAGGCAGGAGCAGAAUCCCCCUCCAAAGGAGCCAAGAAAAAGAAGGCAGAGAGCCCCAGGCUGGGCCACAGCACCUUUAGCAAACUCUUUAGGCACAAGGUUGGUAUGGAGCUCCAGGAGCAGCAGAACCCUGAGCAGUCACAGCUGGCACAGAGAGAGGAGUUCUUUGCCAACAUCUGGCCAGAUGUGCAGAGCUCUGGAGGUCCCUGGGGGAGCAUUUCUGGAACCAUCCUGAGCUGCACCUUCCUCUCCUUGGGCCCUCUAUUCCUGAGUAUGGUUUUUCUGAACUCCUCGGAAGAAGCAGAGGCCGUGAGCAAUGAGAAGGCAGAGGUGGCUCUGGAGGCCGUGGCUCCCGACAGGGACGAGAGCAAGAGCACGGAAAGCGCCGAGGUGAAACCACGAGGGGCCGAGAGCAAAACGCCCAAGGCAAACCUGAGGAAGUUCUUUAAGCUGUCAGUCAGGGGUGAUGGAGGGAGCCCCCGCUCAGAAGGAGAGGGUCCCAGCCCCAGACACCACACUUUAAACGCCACGGAGAAGCCUCUUGCCCCAUCUGAGAGCGACCCUGGGGGCCCAAGGAGCAAAGAGGGCUCCAAAGACAAGAAGUCCACGGUGGAGCUGGGCAAGCAGAAGGGCAGGGAGCAGCCAGAGCCCCGGGAGCAGCCAGCAGCUGACCCUGACUCCAUCCACAACGGCGGGGACGCCAAGGAGCCCUCCUACAAGAAGACAGAGAAGAGGCAGUCCCUGGGAGGGUUUUUUAAAGGCCUUGGCUCCAAAAGGAUGUCGGAUGCAGAAGUGCAGACAGAUCCCGUGUCCAUCCUCCCUGCUGGGAAAUCCAAGUAGUGCCAGCUGCUGGAGGGAGGCUCAGCAGCUCUCUGGGAGCUCCAGAAAUGACUCCUUCCUGGCAGCAGAAAUGACUCCUUUUCCUUCCCACGGCUGUCACAAACACCUGAGGCUGAAGCAAACACAGGGUACCUCUGCAGGAUUUGUCAUUUUUCAGGUUGUCAUUGCAGGGUUUGUCAUUCUGGAGGUUGUCUUUGCAGGGUUUGUCAUUUUACAGGGUUUGUCAUUUUGGAGGUUGUCAUUGCAGGAUUUGUCAUUUUGGAGGUUGUUUUUGCAGGGUUUGUCAUUUUGGAGGUUGUUUUUGCCGGGUUUGUCAUUUUGGAGGUUGUCUUUGCAGGGUUUGUUCCUCACCUGUAGAAAGCAGCUCUGAGAUCCCAUGAGAUGUGUUGAAGGUAAGGUGCUGUGGGUGGUUUGAAGUGUGCAGAGGGUGAGUCAGGUCCGAGGCUGGCAGAGAAUUCAAUAAAUGGCAGGAAAAGCACGCAGGUGACAGAGGAGGGCAGCGAGGCACGGGCAGAGAAUCCUCUGCUUCAGAGAGCUUGAAAGCAGCCAGGAAAACACAAAUCCCCUGGAGAAAUGUUCUGCUGCAGGGUAACAACAGCCGAGUCACUUCUGGUGGGGUUUCGACAGAGCUGGAAUGAGAGCUGAGCCCUUCAGCCCGGCAGACCCGUGGUGACCGAGUCCUGCUUCCUGAUGGUUAUUAAUGUAAAUUAAAACGCUAAAAUGCAAAGCUUGCCGUGAUUGGGGCAGAUCCUCUCUCGGCCGGGCGGGUGGGAUAACAAAUUAAAAUCUAUUUAAAGUUCUAAUAGGACACAAGAGGGCAGCCACGUCCCCUAACGCCGGGCUGUGCCUGCCAGCCCGGAAUUAAUGUUCCUUAGAUCAUAGGAAACUUAGUUGUUCACCCUGAUGUUUGUUUAUAUCCAUACUUGUAAUUAAUCCUAAUAAAAAACCAAAAUCAAAGCUGCCCAGGCAGCUCUCUGCUUCACAAGACCCCUGUAAUAACUGUAGUUAAUAAAUUUUACAGAAAAUUAAGAUUUCUGUUCGUUCAAUCCUAGCCUGUACAGGGAACCAGGGGCCUGACGCUGUAAUCCACACUGAUCUAAAUGAUGCAAUACUGUAUAUUUUGACAUCCUUAUCUUUAAAUAAACUAAUACUUAUCCUUUGAAACAAAAAA